Athalia rosae (coleseed sawfly) is the source of this 1237-nucleotide messenger RNA. RefSeq names its product sperm flagellar protein 1-like. NCBI's taxonomy places the organism in Eukaryota, Metazoa, Arthropoda, Insecta, Hymenoptera, Athaliidae. Gene Ontology annotation, biological process: regulation of cytoskeleton organization. Gene Ontology annotation, cellular component: axoneme. Gene Ontology annotation, molecular function: microtubule binding. The transcript is spliced from 2 exons. The coding region runs from base 590 to 1234 and encodes 214 amino acids. The record is from RefSeq and is a predicted model, not a curated record.
AAUCAAACGGAGGUGAUUGUACAUGAUAAACGUAAAAUAAAGCUGCAGAAAAACGGAGUCAUUUCAGGAAAUACUAUGCCUAGUUUCAUUCGCCAGACAAAUUCAUGUUCCCCAGGUCAACACCUUUGAUUUCCCUCUCGAAAUUUGUACCAAAAAUUAACUAUCGUUUUCACAAAGAUUAAAUGCGGUGUUCUCAUUUGUAUCACUUUGUCAUGAAUAUACGCUUAAAUUUAUGCACCUGAAUAUGGCAGAUGUUGGUCGUUAAUAAUUUUCCAGUCGCAAGCAAAAAAUUUUAUAGCCCACUAUGAAGUACACAUCAAAUGCGUAUGUGUCAAUUAUUUCUACAAAAAUGCGACGUUUAAUCUACCGUUCGCGAUUUCUCAUGAUCAAAUUAUAGUCCCAGAUGUCCAAUAUCAAACUCUCGUAAAUCGGAGAGAAAUCUAAAACGUGUAAAAUUAAAAUCGAAAAAAAAAAAUAAAUCAAAUAAUAAAUCAAAUGAUAAAAUAUGCGGGAAAUCGGUGUCGCAAUUUAACGCCAUUCCACACGUUCCUGAUAUUAUCCCUUAAUCGGACUAAAAUUCUAUAGAAAUAUGGAGAAAAUUGAAAGUGAAUUAAAGAUGAAUGAAUUAUCUAGCUGCAUGGAUAAUGUUAUGGCAAUCUAUGCGUGGAUCGAUGAAAUUCCUUUCUCAAGACCAAAGAAAAAUCUUUCGCGGGAUUUUUCUGACGGAGUUCUCAUGGCAGAAGUUCUCAGGUUGUAUUUUCCGCGUCUCGUCAACGUGCACAACUACAUUCCCGCAAGUAACGUAGCAUCAAAAAUAGAAAAUUGGAAUACCCUGAACCGUAGAAUACUCUCUAAAAUCGACAUGAAACUCGGCAAAGAAGUGAUAAAUCAACUAGCAAACGCGCAACAAGGAGUCAUCGAAAAAGUUCUCAUGGAUUUGCGAAGAAAAAUAAUCGCGAAAGACUCGAACGAUUCCAAUAACAGCCUCGAUGGAAGCAUCCGAAAAUUCAUUCCGAAUACCGAAUCGCGAACUUCGCAAAAUUGUGAAACAGAAAAAACGUCAAGUUCUCAAAAAACUGGUAUCGUAAAAUCAAACGACGAUAAAAACCUGCCCGGAAAAGCUCACGGUUGGUUUCCAGGCUGGAUGUGGCCGUUCGGAAGCCAUUCAAAAAGUUCUUUGAAUCAAGGAUCCUCACCCGGUACCCAAUUUCCUUUCUACCCCAUUUCGGUAUAAUCA